Molecule: messenger RNA, 426 nt
Organism: Galeopterus variegatus (Sunda flying lemur)
Lineage: Eukaryota; Metazoa; Chordata; Mammalia; Dermoptera; Cynocephalidae
Gene: ATP5MJ
Product: chromosome unknown open reading frame, human C14orf2
Exons: 4
Coding region: 91-270 (59 amino acids)
Cellular component (GO): mitochondrion
Source: RefSeq, a predicted model, not a curated record
UCAGCCUAAAUAAGUUCUCUCCUAGGGAGGAGGAGCAGGAAGCCAAGCCUUGCAGUCAGACUCUCAUCGCAAUCAGGAACAUGGACCUGGAUGCUUCAAAGCAUUAUUAAAAAUGUUUGGAUCCCCAUGAAGCCUUACUAUACCCAAGUUUACCAGGAAAUUUGGAUAGGAAUGGGGUUGAUGGGCUUCAUCGUUUAUAAAAUUAGGAGUGCUGAUAAAAGAAGUAAAGCUUCGAAAGGUUCAAGUCCUGGUCCUGCUCAUGGUCAUUAACCAGCUUUACUUGGAAAGCACAUGAGAUGAAACAUCAGUCUGCCUGUAAAUUUAAGCAAGCUGUGUUAGACGGGAACAUGGAACAUCACUGUACACUUAUAUAAGUACCAUGGACUUCUCGGCAUGAAUAAAUGUGUGUGAGAUCACUACUACCCA